AAACAAAGCCAACUAAAUCUACACAGAGAAAGAGAAAAACAGAGAGAGAUGAGGAACCCAAGUUCGGCAUCGGCGGUGUCGAGUACAAGUAAGACGCCGUGCUGUAGUAAGGUAGGGCUGAAGAGAGGGCCAUGGACGCCGGAGGAGGAUGAGCUUCUGUCAAGCUACAUAAGAAGAGAGGGGGUAGGACGGUGGCGGACGCUGCCAAAGCGUGCGGGGCUGCUUCGUUGUGGCAAGAGUUGCCGACUCCGCUGGGUGAAUUAUCUCCGACCCUGCGUUAAGCGAGGACACAUCGCACCUGAUGAGGAAGAUCUUAUUCUUCGUCUUCACCGCCUCCUUGGUAACAGAUGGUCUCUGAUUGCUGGAAGGAUCCCAGGACGUACAGACAACGAGAUCAAAAACUACUGGAAUACGCAUCUCAGCAAAAAGUUGAUCAGCCAAGGGAUAGAUCCCAGGACUCACAAACCAUUGAACCCUAACCCUAAUUCCUUAGAAGAUUUCCACACCCCGCCUCCUGCAUCAGGAUUAAAUCCUAUCCCGAACCUUGACCCCAACCCUAAUUCUAGAGGUUUACAAGAAACUGGGGUUGGCGAUGGUGCAACUACGAUCUACAAGGGUAAUAAACGUUUCAGAGAGAUAAACGUAAACCUGGAUCAAGAUCAUAGUGCGGCAUUCGAAAAUAGCAACGGGAACUGGCAGAAAUCUGAAGGGUUCACGAUCAGCAGCAACCUUGGGAACAACGAAGAAGGCAAUAUCGAUUACUGCACCGAUGAUGCCUUCUCUUCGUUCCUGAAUUCAUUAAUUAAUUUGGACGUGUUUGGAAACCAAGAACAACAACAACAAUAUCAGCGGCAGCAACAGCCUAAUCAUCUAAUUGCACCUCCUGAUCCAUUGCUAAAUUCUGCACAAACUUUCGGAGAUGGUGCACUCUGGGAAGCUGCAAUCACGUCCUCUACAGCUGCUUUUAGCCAUGACGAAUAUAAGCGGUUUAUAGAUCACGUCCAUAAGCACUUCUGAAUUGCUUGCUUGCACUAGGAACGGGUAGAUCGAUCAAAACCAAACUGUAUGGUGAUUGUUAUUUUAUGUAUCUUAUCUGUAUCAGAAAUAAUGUUAAUUAAUCAAUGUGAAGAUUGAACAAUUGCUUCUUGUGGAUAUGUAUCUUCCCCUCUGCAA
Messenger RNA from Nelumbo nucifera (sacred lotus), 1173 nucleotides. Its product is annotated as transcription repressor MYB5-like. NCBI's taxonomy places the organism in Eukaryota, Viridiplantae, Streptophyta, Magnoliopsida, Proteales, Nelumbonaceae. The record is from RefSeq and is a predicted model, not a curated record.